GGGAUAACGCUGGCAAAGAUGAGGAAAAUUGGCUGCGCUCUCCUGGUACUCCAAGCUCUUCUGGCGCCUUUGGAUCUGGUUCGUGGAGCGGAGAAAACUUAUCCCAUCCUGAACAUUGCAGUGAUUCUGGGGAGGACCAAGUAUAUCACAGAGAGAGAUAUCAGAGCUCUCUGGACCAGGGAAAUGUCAGCAGACCUGACUGUUGAUGUCAAUGUAGUGACCCUUCUGGUGAACCAGACUGACCCCAAGAGCAUCAUAACACAUGUUUGUGACUUGAUGUCCGGCACCAAGAUCCAUGGAGUGGUUUUUGGAGAUGAUACUGAUCAGGAGGCAGUAGCUCAGAUUUUGGAUUUUAUUUCUUCUCAGACUUCUAUUCCAAUUCUUGGAAUCCAUGGUGGGGCCUCCAUGAUAAUGGCAGAUAAGGAUGUGAUGUCCACGUUCUUCCAGUUUGGGGCUUCCAUCCAGCAAGAAGCCAUUGUCAUGCUGAAGAUCAUGCAGGAUUAUGACUGGCACGUGUUUUCCCUGGUGACCACCACCUUCCCUGGAUAUCGAGACUUCAUCAAUGUCAUCAAGACCACAGUGGAAAAUAGUUUUGUGGGCUGGGACAUGCAGAAUGUCAUUGUACUUGAUACUGCCUUUGGAGAUGCCAAGACCCAAAUUCAGCUGAAGAAGAUUCAUUCAUCUGUCAUCCUGCUAUAUUGUUCCAAGGAUGAAGCUGUCUACAUACUGGAUGAGGCUCGUUCCCUGGGCCUUACUGGCUAUGAUUUCUUUUGGAUCGUUCCCAGCCUGGUUAGUGGUAACACAGAAAUCACUCCCAAGGAGUUUCCUUCAGGACUCAUUUCAGCGUCUUACGAUGAAUGGGACUACAGUUUAGAAGCUCGGGUACAGGAUGGCCUUGGGAUUAUUGCCACUGCUGCAUCAGCCAUGCUGGAAAAAUAUUCCUUCAUUCCCGAAGCGAAAACGAGCUGCUAUGGACAACCGGAGAAAAAUGACCGGCCUUCGCACACCUUGCACAAGUUUAUGAUGAACGUGACUUGGGAAGGCAGAGACCUGUCCUUCACGGCAGACGGUUACCAGGCGCACCCCCGGCUGGUGGUGAUAGUGCUGAACAACGACCGGGCCUGGGAGAAGGUGGGGAAAUGGGAGAACAACUCGCUGAGCCUGAAGUACUCUGUCUGGCCAAGGUACAGCUCCUUCGCAGACAGCGACCCAGACGAUAACCAUCUGAGUAUUGUCACCCUGGAGGAGGCUCCCUUUGUCAUUGUCGAGGAUGUGGAUCCUCUGAUGGAGAGUUGCCAAAAGAACACUGUGCCAUGCCGUAAAUUUGUCAAAAUUAACAACUCAACUAAUGAGGGAACUAAUGUAAAGAAGUGCUGCAAAGGAUUCUGCAUUGAUAUCUUGAAGAAGUUGUCUAAAACCGUGAAGUUCACCUAUGACCUGUAUUUGGUGACUAAUGGGAAACAUGGCAAAAAAGUCAAUAAUGUGUGGAAUGGAAUGAUUGGUGAAGUGGUGUAUCAUCGUGCGGUUAUGGCUGUGGGGUCUCUCACCAUCAACGAGGAGCGCUCUGAAGUGGUGGACUUUUCAGUGCCGUUUGUGGAGACUGGGAUUAGUGUCAUGGUGUCACGGAGCAAUGGCACGGUUUCACCAUCGGCUUUUCUAGAGCCUUUUAGCGCUUCUGUCUGGGUGAUGAUGUUUGUGAUGCUUCUCAUCGUGUCCGCCAUGGCUGUCUUUAUAUUCGAGUACUUUAGUCCUGUGGGAUAUAACAGGAACUUAGCACAGGGGAGAGAUCCCCACGGACCAUCCUUUACCAUUGGGAAGGCAGUGUGGUUGCUGUGGGGUUUGGUGUUCAACAACUCUGUGCCUGUGCAGAACCCCAAAGGGACGACCAGUAAAAUCAUGGUGUCGGUCUGGGCGUUCUUUGCUGUCAUCUUCCUGGCCAGUUACACUGCCAACUUAGCUGCCUUUAUGAUUCAGGAGGAAUUCGUUGACCAAGUGACCGGACUGAGUGAUAAAAAGUUCCAACGGCCGCAUGAUUAUUCACCUCCUUUUCGGUUUGGAACGGUCCCGAAUGGAAGCACCGAGAGGAAUAUCAGAAACAACUACCCUGAUAUGCACCUUUACAUGACGAAGUAUAAUCAGAAAGGAGUUGAAGAUGCCUUGGUCAGCUUGAAAACUGGGAAGUUGGAUGCUUUCAUCUAUGAUGCAGCGGUGCUGAAUUACAAGGCUGGAAGAGAUGAAGGCUGCAAACUGGUCACAAUAGGGAGCGGAUACAUCUUUGCCACAACGGGCUAUGGAAUAGCGCUGCAGAAAGGAUCGCCGUGGAAGAGACAGAUUGAUCUAGCCCUCCUGCAGUUUGUCGGAGAUGGGGAAAUGGAAGAGUUAGAAACCCUGUGGCUGACUGGGAUUUGCCACAAUGAGAAGAACGAAGUCAUGAGCAGCCAGCUGGACAUCGACAACAUGGCAGGAGUGUUUUAUAUGCUGGCAGCAGCCAUGGCGCUCAGUUUAAUAACCUUUGUCUGGGAGCACUUAUUUUACUGGAAACUGAGAUUCUGCUUCACUGGAGUCUGCUCAGAUAGGCCGGGAUUGCUGUUCUCAAUCAGUAGGGGUAUUUACAGCUGCAUUCAUGGAGUACACAUUGAAGAAAAAAAGAAGUCUCCUGACUUUACUUUGACCAAUUCCCAAACCAACAUGUUAAAACUACUGCGAACAGCAAAAAAUAUGACCAAUAUCAAUCCUUCAAGAAUUAACUCCCCCAAAAGAACAGCUGAUUUUAUUCAGAGGGGUUCCUUGAUUAUGGACAUGGUCAUGGAUAAGGGAAACUUGAUAUUUUCUGAUAACAGAUCCAACUUUUUUGGUGACAACGUGAGUGAACUCCAGACGCUUCCUGGCAAUCGACACAAGGACAAUCUUAACAACUAUGUUUUCCAAGGUCAGCAUCCUCUCACGCUGAAUGAGUCCAAUCCAAACACAGUAGAGGUUGCAGUAACAGCAGAAGCGAAAACGAACUCCAGACCCAGGCAGCUUUGGAGGAAAUCUGUUGAAUCUUUACGUCAAGAGUCUGUACGUCAGAGCCAAGGUUCCCAGAGAGAAAACGGGUCAGAUGAAAACAGGCAGCUUUCAGUGAAAAGCCAAAGAUACCUUCCUGAAGAGAUUGUCCAUUCAGAUGUGUCAGAGACAUCAAGCCGAGCUACUUGCCACAUGGAACCUGAAAACAACAACAAGCACCACAAAACCAAGGACAAUUUUAAAAAAAGGACAGCAGCAUCGAAAUACCCAAAAGACUGUAGUGAAGUGGAACUGACAUAUCUGAAAACCAAACAGAGCUCUCCACGGGAGAAAAUCUACACGAUUGAUGCUGACAAGGAGCCCGGAUUCCGCUUGGACACACCUCAGUACAUCGAAAACAUUGUCCUUCCAGAAACAAUAGAGUUUCCUGAUGUUUACCAAGACCACAACGACAACUACAGGAAAGCAGAACAUGCUAACAGGGCUCCCUUGCAUAAUGAAGACAGUCUUCCAAACAAUGACCAGUAUAAACUUUAUGCAAAGCACUACACUUCAAAAGAUAAAAAUGCUUCCCUAGUUGACGCGAACGACAGAUACAGACAGAACUCCACCCACUGCAGGAGCUGCCUUUCCAAUCUGCCCACUUAUGCGGGACACUAUUCGAGCAGAUCUCCCUAUAAAUGCGACGCCUGCUUGCGGAUGGGGAACCUCUAUGAUAUCGAAGAAGAUCAGAUGCUGCAGGACACGACGAACUUAUCACUUCCUGAAGAAAUAUAUGGGCACAGUUGGUCACAAAAUAAUGCUCUGCAAUAUCAUAAAAAAAAUAAGUUGAGGAUUAGCAGGCAACAUUCUUUUGAUAAUAUCGCUGAUAAGUCCAGGGAACUUGAUAUUGGAAGACCUUCUCGUAGUAUAAGCUUGAAAGAGAGAGAGAAAUUUCUACAAAGUAGUCCAUAUGCAAGCAUGUUUAGUGUUCCCUCAAGCAAACUGUUGAGCAACAAGGCCUCACUUUUAACUCCUGCUCUAGAGGACAGUAAGCGGAGCAAGUCCCUGUAUCCUCUGCACUCAGACGAUAACCCCUUUCUGCACUCGUGUCGUGAUGACCAGCACUUGUCUCUUAGGCGAAGUCCAGCUGAUCUCUAUAAACUUUCAUUGCCCACAAGAGGAAGAAAUGACAAUUAUUUAAGGUCAUCCAUAAAGUCUACAGCAUCAUACUGUUCCAGGGAUGGUCAGAUCCGUAAUGACAUGUACAUUUCAGAGCAUGUUUUGCCUUACGUUGCCAAUAGGAAUAGCUUGUACUCAACUCCAAGGGUUUUAAAUUCCUGUAGCAAUAGACGCGUGUAUAAGAAAAUGCCUAGCAUUGAAUCAGAUGUUUAA
Messenger RNA from Opisthocomus hoazin, 4380 nucleotides. Lineage: Eukaryota; Metazoa; Chordata; Aves; Opisthocomiformes; Opisthocomidae. The record is from RefSeq and is a predicted model, not a curated record.